Stereum hirsutum FP-91666 SS1 is the source of this 1542-nucleotide messenger RNA. RefSeq names its product mitochondrial chaperone BCS1. The transcript has 6 exons. Gene Ontology annotation, molecular function: ATP binding; ATP hydrolysis activity. Lineage: Eukaryota; Fungi; Basidiomycota; Agaricomycetes; Russulales; Stereaceae. The coding region runs from base 16 to 1467 and encodes 483 amino acids. Gene Ontology annotation, cellular component: mitochondrial inner membrane. The record is from RefSeq and is a predicted model, not a curated record. Gene Ontology annotation, biological process: protein insertion into mitochondrial inner membrane from matrix; mitochondrial respiratory chain complex III assembly.
UGUUGGCCUCGUCUCAUGUCCUCCGACUUGCCAUCCCUUCCAGCGUCCACGCUACCUAGCCCUGAUGCGGUAUUAGAAUCAGCGACUAGCGUCGCAGCCCAAUCAACCGCUGCGCCGUCUGCCAGCGGCUCUGGGGCCACAUCCCUACUUACCUCAAUUCUCGGAGACAAUGUGUACUUUCAAGCUGGCUUCGGCCUUAUGGGUGUAGGCGUAGGCCUCACUGCCCUUCGCAAAGGCAUCAUCGUUUCCGAAGUAGCCCUCCGCCGAAGACUCCUCGUUUCCCUCGAAAUCAACAACCGCGACAAGGCCUACGAAUGGUUCUUGACAUGGCUAGCGCAUCAUAGUCGAGAACAAAACGCAACUCGCUACGGAGGAUGGACUAAGAGUCAUCAGUUAAGUCUGGAGACCGCGGUGGAGCAGAGAAAGAAUGGGAGUUCGUCGGUCGCGUUUAGACUUGUAGCAGGUCCCGGGUUGCAUUGGGUGAAAUACGGGGGUGCGUGGAUGCAGGUAAAACGUGAACGCGAGACUCGCGCGACACAACUUAUGUCUGGAAUACCUUGGGAGACCGUCACUCUCACCACCCUCUCCCGCGACCGGCCACUCAUCCCAACACUGCUUUCGGAAGCACGAGACCUCGCUAUGAAAGGUCAAGAGGGCAAACUUGUCAUUCAUACCGCUUGGGGUAUCGAGUGGAGGCCCUUUGGUUUGCCACGGAGGAAACGGCCGCUGAAGAGUGUCGUCCUUGACCAAGGAGUGGGAGAGAAGGUCGAGGAGGAUGUAAGGGCGUUUCUAGGGAGGAGAGAAUGGUACGCUGACCGUGGCAUACCAUACCGGAGAGGCUACUUACUUCACGGACCACCCGGCUCUGGAAAGUCGUCCUUCAUCCAAGCACUCGCUGGCUCCAUUAAUUACGAUAUUUGUCUCCUUAAUCUCUCCGAACGCGGUCUUACGGACGACAAACUCAACCACCUCAUGUCUAACGCGCCCGAAAGGAGCUUUAUCCUGAUAGAAGAUGUCGACGCCGCAUUUAACAAACGCGUACAAACCAGCGAGGAUGGCUAUCAAUCAUCUGUCACAUUCUCCGGCUUCCUCAACGCCCUCGACGGCGUGGCCUCGGGCGAAGAACGCGUCAUUUUCCUAACCACAAACCACCUCGAACGACUAGACCCCGCUCUGAUCCGGCCUGGUCGCGUCGACCUCGCCGCCCUCAUCGACGACGCAACUGCUUUACAAGCAAGGAAACUCUUCACUCAGUUUUACGGAGCCUCCGGGCAAACGUGGCAACCGGCAGAGAAAGAGGCUCAGGAGGCGGAGAUAGAGAGCUUGGGUGCAGAGUUGGAGAAGAUUGUGAAGGAGGAGAUGGGUAAGGGGAGGAGGGUGAGCAUGGCAGCGUUGCAGGGGUUGUUCAUCAGGAAUGGAGCGAAGGAAAGCGUCGAACAGAUGAGGGAGCUGUUUGUGGCGCGGUAACAGAACUUCGUAAUCUGGACACAUCGACCAUCUGAACAGUUAUUCGGGGGCAAAUCUAAUAAAGCAACAUGCUUC